CACGACAGGAGUCAACGAGGACUUGCCAUGUCCAAGGUAGCCUUCGUGACGGGCGCGACGGGCUUCCUGGGCCAAAACCUCGUCAACUCGUUGCUGGAGCAACACUGGACCGUGAUCGCGUUCGUUCGAGCCACGUCUGUCACGGCACCACUCACAGCGCGUGGCGGGGUGACGUGUGUGGUGGGGAACAUGCUGGACGCAGCGUCCAUUGCCGCCGCGAUGCCUCUGGACGUGGACGCAGUGUUCCACGUCGCGGCCAACACGUCGUUGUGGGUUGCCACUCAUCGGUUGCAAUACGAAGAGAACGUGUACGGCACCAAAGCCAUGUGCGACGCCGCCGUGCAACGUCGCGCCAAGCGCUUUGUGUUUGUGAGCUCCAUCAGUGCCUACGGGUACGUUCCCCACGUGCUCGUGGAAACAACCCCCGACGACGGACGCCGCGACUACUCGAUGAACUACAGCCGCUCCAAACGCGAUGCCGAAGUCGUCGUGCGCGACGCCAUAGCCUCCCAUGGCCUUGACGCUGUGAUUGUAAACCCCGGACAGAUCGUCGGGCCCCACGACACCAAGAACUUUAGCCGCAUAUUCCUCAUGCUGGCCAAGAAUCGGUUAGACGGCAUCCCGCCAGGCAUGGGCUCGUUUGCGUACGCGCCGGACGUGGCCGACGCCACGAUCGCCGCCGCCGAGCGAGGCCGAGUGGGUGAGAACUACCUUCUCGGGGGCGAGACCGCCAGCUACCGCGACUUGAUCGUCAACGCAGCCACCCUCAUGGGCAAGAAGGAGACGCGGCGGCCGCUUCCACGGUGGGUAGUCCUCCUACUCGGUCGACUGUACGACCUCUACUCGGUGUACUGGUCCCACGUUGAGCCAGAAAUCAGCUACGACGUAGCCUACGAAGUGUGUGCCACGUCCAUAGUCGACAGCACCAAGGCCAAGACUGAGCUGGGGUACCAAACGCGAACACUUGGUGAAAUUCUGCCACCGACGCUGCAGUGGUUGGAAUCCAAUGGCCAUUUCGCGACAUAACUGAUAUCAACUCAAUCGAUUCUAGGGGGUUCCUCGCUACGUUGUGUGUGUAUGUGUGCGUGACGUUGUCUACGACAGGAUGAAUGUACUUACUCCUUGGUUUAUAAGCUUUUAAUUCAAAGUUUGCAC
Aphanomyces astaci is the source of this 1155-nucleotide messenger RNA. RefSeq lists its product as hypothetical. Lineage: Eukaryota; Oomycota; Saprolegniomycetes; Saprolegniales; Verrucalvaceae. The transcript has a single exon. The coding region runs from base 28 to 1026 and encodes 332 amino acids. The record is from RefSeq and is a predicted model, not a curated record.